Molecule: messenger RNA, 1125 nt
Organism: Nycticebus coucang (slow loris)
Lineage: Eukaryota; Metazoa; Chordata; Mammalia; Primates; Lorisidae
Gene: PTH
Product: parathyroid hormone
Exons: 3
Coding region: 509-856 (115 amino acids)
Biological process (GO): cell-cell signaling; intracellular calcium ion homeostasis
Cellular component (GO): extracellular region
Molecular function (GO): parathyroid hormone receptor binding; hormone activity
Source: RefSeq, a predicted model, not a curated record
UAUGCAUAACAUAUGACUUAUUAUCAUAAUAAUUGUACUAUAGCAUGGUUAUAACAAAUAUCCUUAUUUUCAGAUUUUACUUUCAAGUAAGAUGAUGACUUUAUAAUAAAUCUUUAAAAUCAGUCUUUUUGUAGUAUAAAUUUAGAUUCAUCUGGCUAAUUGGAAUUUUUCUAGGUGGUACAUUCAGUAUUUGUUAAAAGUCUUUGCAUAGGCUCUUUUCCCAGCCACAUACUGUUUUCCUUUUAGUAUCCAAUUAUCUAAACAUAAGAGGAUUUGGUACCGCCCAAUGGGGGUGUGUGCGCUGCUUUGAUCCUAUAGUUGAGAUCCAGAGAAUUGGAGUGACAUCAUCUGUAACAAUAAAAAUGCUUCUCUUGAUGAAUAGAAGACCUAUAUAUACUAGUCAAAUUUAAGAGUCUGCAGUCCAAUUCAUCAGCUUUCUCUACUUUAUUCAGUCAACAUCAGCUACUAAUAUACCUGAAAGAAGAUCUUGUUCUAAGAUCCUGUAUGGAUGGUACCUGCAAAAGUCAUGGCUAAAGUAACGAUUGUCAUGUUGGCAAUUUGUUUUCUUACAAAAUCAGAUGGGAAACCUGUCAAGAAGAGAUCUGUGAGUGAAAUACAGUUUAUGCACAACCUGGGCAAACAUCUGAACUCAGUGGAGAGAGUGGAAUGGCUGCGUAAGAAACUGCAGGAUGUGCACAAUUUUAUUGCCCUUGGAGCUGCUCUGGCUUCCAGAGAUGGUGCUUUCCAGAGGCCUCGAAAAAAGGAAGACAACGGGCUGGUUGACAGCCCUCAAAAAAGUCUUGGAGAGGCAGACAAAGCUGAUGUGGAUGUGUUAAUUAAAACUAAAUCCCAAUGAAAACAGGUACAGUCAGGGCACGGUAUAGGGCAAUAAUAUUACAUGCUGCUAAUCUUUCAAAGCUCUAUUAAGAUUACCAAGUGCCAAUAUUCCUAACAUUAUCAAAAUACACAUAAUCAAUUUUUAGCUAUGAUAGCUGAAAGUUUUAAUUGAUUAUUUUGAUUUCACUGUAUUCACUUAAGAGCUCUUUGAAUUGUCCUAUUUCUGUUGUUUAUUCUUUUUAAAGUAUGUGGUCGCAUAACUUAUAAAAGAAUAAAGUUGCACUUUUA